Messenger RNA from Cynoglossus semilaevis (tongue sole), 1935 nucleotides. RefSeq names its product exosome component 3 (gene exosc3). Lineage: Eukaryota; Metazoa; Chordata; Actinopteri; Pleuronectiformes; Cynoglossidae. The transcript has 4 exons. Gene Ontology annotation, biological process: TRAMP-dependent tRNA surveillance pathway; U4 snRNA 3'-end processing; nuclear-transcribed mRNA catabolic process, deadenylation-dependent decay. The record is from RefSeq and is a predicted model, not a curated record. The coding region runs from base 905 to 1639 and encodes 244 amino acids. Gene Ontology annotation, cellular component: cytoplasmic exosome (RNase complex); nuclear exosome (RNase complex). Gene Ontology annotation, molecular function: RNA binding.
AACUCAAGAUUCUUUGAUGUUUCCUACAACGGGGCUCCGAGGUUGUUUUUUUUUUGGGAAAUUCACUCGUGCUACAAAACGAACACCCUCUUUUGUCCACGGGUUGGGUUUUGCAACACAUGGCUAAAUGAUUUUCUUUAAAACAAUUUAUGAUAAUAAUUAAGGGACUGGUUGCUGCCGGCUUCUAAAGAAUCUUGUCACAAACGAGAGAGAGCGUGCGUGUACUCAGAGAAAAGUUCGUGGUUGUAGUAUCCUGGCUCAUGUUUGUUAGAAAUGCAGCACCACGCCGCCCUCUAGCGGGUACAGUGAGCCUUCGCGGUCAUGAGUGAGACAAAUUCGCAAAUUCUAUUAAAUUAUCUGAAGAAGUAAUAAAUCAUUUCAAGCGGACUCAGGUGACGCCUACUUAUUUAUGAAUUAAGAUAACACAGUUGUCCUCAGCAGUUGAUCACAUAAGUGAGACGUUUGUGUCGCCAAUUAAUGCAGAUUGACCAUUUUUACUGCCCCCUCUUGGUAAGGCAAUAACAUUACUAGACUAUACGAUGGAGCGGUAUUUGCCGAACUGCAUAUUAUGAUAACAUUGACAUUAAAAGGCUACAAUGUCAUCAGUUUUCUAAUUUAUGAACCAGUGACACGACAUGAAAGGUGAACAAACGAACAUCAGAACGUUGUUUUACAUGUAAUAGAAUGCGGUGCAUUUUCGUUAAACAGUAAACAGUAAGAAAGAAAAAGCAGUUCUUUGUGGCGUUGUGAAUGAUAACAUGUAACUUGUAUUCGUAUUCCUAUGUGAAACUGAGGCUGGAAACAUGCUGCGGAACCAAGUCUGGAGCAAUUGUUUUUCCACAGUCCGAUAGUACACAUCCGUUUCUGGUGAGUCACUUUUAUUUGUGUCCCCGCUGCCGACGCUAUGUUUUCUGCGCUGCAAGACCGCGUGGGCCAGAUUCUUUUACCAGGUGACGAGUUCUGCUCCGACACUGACGACACCAUCUCUUUGUCGGAGCCAGUGAAGUCGGAGAAGCUGGUGUGUGGACCAGGUCUGAGGCGCAGCGGAGCCCGGUUACUGGUGUGUAAAAGUGGAGUCCUUCGUCACAAACCGCCCAACGUGUUCUGGAUCGACUGUCAACAGCGCAGGUAUGUUCCAGCUAGAGGUGAGACCGUCAUUGGCAUCGUCACAGCAAAGUCUGGUGACGUCUUCAAGGUCGAUGUUGGAGGAAGUGAACAAGCCUCACUCUCGUACCUUGCGUUCGAGGGUGCCACGAAAAGAAAUAGACCCAAUGUCCAGGUGGGAGAUCUACUCUUCGCUCAGUUCAUUGUAGCCAACAAGGAUAUGGAGCCAGAGUUGGCAUGUAUCGACAGCUCGGGUCGAGCCAGUGGGAUGGGCGUUUUCGGUGGAGGCGGGCUUCUCUUUAGGGUUUCCCUGGGACUCGUCAGGAGGCUACUGGCGCCUAACAGUGACGUGCGUUCCGACCUGGAGCAGUUAUUUCCCUGUGAGCUGGUGGUCGGGUUGAACGGCAGAGUGUGGGUGAAGGCAGCUAGUAUACAGCAGACGCUUAUUGUCGCAAAUCUGCUGCAGAGCUCCGACGCCAUGACAGCCACACAGAGGAGACAGCUGUUUGCCAAAGUCCAGCAGGGGGCGCUUUGAUAUCACCGCCAUCACUAAGAUUACAGCUGCGUUUUAGGAUCCAGAGGAGAGCGCUGUGAUAUCGCAUUGAUGUUGCUGCUGUUUCAUGUGGGUUUUUUGUUUGUUUGUUUGUUUUCCCACAAUUUUCUAAGUUGACUAUCAUAUGAUAUCAUUAAACAAAUAAUAAACACAACAUAAUGUUCGUUUGUGUAAUUAUCCAAAAACCCUAAUAAAGUUUUGAUACUUUGCUAAAUCUUUUUUAACUUCUUUUCCAAACCUGAAAGAAAAAUUUAAAUAAACUUUAUUUUAGUCAUCAA